AUGAGCUCUCAAGUGAGAGGCAACUGUGCCUGCCUGGCCAUGACUCGUGAGGUAACCAUUCUCCACCCAAAAGAGCUUCUCUUCAAGCCAGAAUUGAAGCGGGUCGGUAACUUGGGCGGCCUUCGUCUCUUGGACCGUCUCGAUCGCUUGGAAGAGAGACAGGUUGAUAUUCAAACCGAAUUGCAGAAUCAACGGCUCGAAUUUGACAAACAGCGCUCUCUUUACAAGAAAACGGAGGACGAACUAAAAAGACAACGCGAUCUUCUUGAGCCAUUUCGUCUCCAGAUCUUGAGUAUUCGUGCGACCGAGUUGGAGAAGCUCAGCCCACAUUUCGACAGCGAGGCUCGUUUCCAGAGAAAUGCAAUGGUCCAUGGAGGGAAUGUCAGAGUGGAUUUACAAGCUCUAGAUUAUCUAGAAGCUUGCAGAGAGUUCGCUCGGUUGCAAAACGCUAAAAUGGGAUUUCAAUCUCUUUACGGACGGCCUGUGGACGAGCUACGAUUCAAAAUCGCAGACGCGCCUCAGGAGAUUGUGGGAAUCCUUAACAGACGAGCUACACUUGAGACGAUGCAUAAGUGGAAGUUGGUAGCCAAGGAAGAGAGACUUGCAUGGAUUGCAUUGUGUGAUCGACUUAUUGGCACUUGGUCACGGUCUGCCUAUGAGGUUGCACGCUCUUCUUCAGAUGCUCAUAAAGAGGCGAUCAAGGCAGAAUACGACCAGCUAUGCCAAUGGAUGUCCGACAAAACCGAAAUUCUAAAGCAACGCAGAAACAAGUGA
Messenger RNA from Talaromyces marneffei, 774 nucleotides. RefSeq lists its product as uncharacterized. Lineage: Eukaryota; Fungi; Ascomycota; Eurotiomycetes; Eurotiales; Trichocomaceae. The transcript has 2 exons. The coding region runs from base 1 to 774 and encodes 257 amino acids. The record is from RefSeq and is a predicted model, not a curated record.